AUGCCACCCUUCACACCCGAUGACCGGGUCAAGACGCCGCUGGAAGGCGUCUCUGCCGCUGACUCCGACGUCCAACGGUCGCUGGCGGCUGUGGCCGAGGCUAGCAGCAAUUGCCGCGAUGUCAAGGAGAAGACACCAGUGCCCCUGAACCCCGGCGAGGCCACCGCCCCAGUCUCGCCGCCCGUCGCCCUCAUCGUCGUCGAGAUACCCCUGGACAUCGACGCCCUAGAGCCGUCCUUUCGACUGACGGAGUGUUUCCGGUCCAACGGCAUCCAAGGCUUCUCGGAAGAGACCUACCCGGCCGCCAUCGACGCACAGCACCAGUCGCCCUUCUCCUGGUCCCUCGGCAAGAAGACGACUGUCCUCUUCGGCACCUUCUUCGCCGCGACCCUCGCCGCCUACUCCGCCGGCGCCUACGCCAUGGCCGCGGUGCCUCUGACAGAGAAAUGGGGCCUCUCGGACACCGAGUUCAACCUCGGCAUCACCCUCUUCGUCCUCGGCUUCGGCUUCGCGCCCAUGGUCCUCGCCCUCGUCAGCGAGACCCACGGCCGCUACUGGGUCUUCGUCGGCUCCGGCGCCGUCUUCUUCCUCGGCACCCUCGGCUGCGCCGUCACGCAGUCCUUCGCCGGCAUGCUGGUCUCGCGCCUCGUCACGGGCAACGGCGCCUCCGUCUUCGCCACCCUGACCGGCGGCGUCGUCGGCGACGUCUUCCGCAAGGAGCAGCGCAACACGCCCAUGGCCCUGUACUCGCUGACCAUCAUGGUCGGCACCGGCCUGGGGCCCAUGGUCAGCGGCGUCGUCGUCGACCACCUGCACUGGAGAUGGAUCUUCUACCUGCAGAUGAUCACCGUCGGCUCGACCACGCUGGCCAUCUUCUUCUGUUUCGACGAGACGCGGAGCAACGUCGUCCUGGGGAGGAAGUGCGCGGCCCUGAACAAUCACCUCGAGAGCCUUCACCUGUUUCGCGUUGCUCCUCGACAGGGCGCCGAAGGAACGGCUCUCCUCGAACGAGAUGCUCCGCUUUCAUCCGCAAACCACCCACAACAACAAACUGUCAGAGUCACCUUCACUGCACGCUCUGACGGCCCGGCCCUCGACAUGAGCAUCAUAUGGCGAAGCUUCUCCUUCCCGCUGAAGCUGCUCUUCACCGAGUCCGUCGUCUUCUGGUUCUCGGCCUGGGUCUCCUUCGCGUGGGCGAUCCUCUACAUGCAGUUCAACAGCGUCGGCUUGGCCUUCCGCUCCGUCCACGGCUUCAGCAGCGCCCAGGUCGGCGGGGUCUAUGCGGCCGUCAUCGUCGGGUCCGUCAUCGGGGCAGCCGUCACCAUCUUCCAAGAUCCCGUCUUCAGGAGGCUGAUGCCGCGCCGCAUGGCCACACCCGAAGGCCGCCUCUAUUCGGCCUGCGUCGAGUCUCUGUUCCUCCCCGUCGGCCUGUUCUGGUUCGGCUGGAGCUCGUCGCCCGACGUCCCGUGGGCCGUGCCGGCCCUCGCCAUCGUUUCCGUGACGGUGGGCAUCUUCACCGUUUACCUCGCCGUUUUCAACUAUCUCGCGGACACCUACCACCGCUACGCCUCGUCGGCGCUCGCGGCGCAGUCCAUGUGCCGGAACCUGCUGGCAGGCGUCUUCCCCCUAUUCACAAACGUCAUGUUUCAGCGCCUGGGGUAUGGCGUCGCGGGGAGUCUUCUCGGCGGGAUUGGCUUGCUGCUCUCGCUCGUGCCGUGGCUGCUGUGUAUCUAUGGCGAGAGGAUCCGAGGUCGGAGUCCUUUUGCAGGGCAGCUGAAAGCAGGCUAA
This is a messenger RNA of Colletotrichum higginsianum IMI 349063, 1788 nucleotides long. Its product is annotated as MFS multidrug transporter. The coding region runs from base 1 to 1788 and encodes 595 amino acids. Gene Ontology annotation, biological process: transmembrane transport. Gene Ontology annotation, molecular function: transmembrane transporter activity. NCBI's taxonomy places the organism in Eukaryota, Fungi, Ascomycota, Sordariomycetes, Glomerellales, Glomerellaceae. The transcript has a single exon. The record is from RefSeq and is a predicted model, not a curated record.